This is a messenger RNA of Lichtheimia ornata, 1626 nucleotides long. RefSeq lists its product as uncharacterized. Lineage: Eukaryota; Fungi; Mucoromycota; Mucoromycetes; Mucorales; Lichtheimiaceae. The transcript is spliced from 4 exons. Gene Ontology annotation, molecular function: heme binding; monooxygenase activity; oxidoreductase activity, acting on paired donors, with incorporation or reduction of molecular oxygen. The record is from RefSeq and is a predicted model, not a curated record. Bases 1 to 1626 code for a protein of 541 amino acids.
AUGACAUCCGAAUUGCUAUCUUCCCUACCUUCAUCAUUAGCACCCUACCUAACAACUGAUCGCUUGCCAAAGGUGCUGGUGGCAACCACCUUGACAUAUGCCGUAACCAAGUACAUCAUCUACAACCUUUACUUGCAUCCCACAGCAAGGAUACCAGGUCCAUCAGUGGAUUGGAUACCAUUUCUCGGAAAUAUGCGUGAGAUUAUCCGAGAAGAGAGUGGAGUGCCACACAAGAAAUGGUUGAAAAAGUAUGGAGGCAUUGUCGUCUAUCAUAUGCUAUGGAACAAGCCACGCGUAAUGGUCUCGGACCCGAAUCUUUUGAAGGAGGUAUUGACGCACCAUGUUUAUGACUAUACAAAAACACCUGAAGGCAGCAAGUUCUUAACCCUCCUCCUUGGUAACGGCUUGCUUGUGGCUGAAGGUGAUGUACAUCGACAGCAACGUAAACAACUCAACCCAGCCUUUUCUUUGCAAUCGAUUCGUGAGCUGGUCCCCGUAAUGUUUGUUCCACCUGUGCAGCUAAUGGAUCGGUGGAAGCAGGAAUAUGCCGAACGCAAGGAUAGCAACGGCUUGAUGGAGACGAACAUCUCAGAGUGGAUGUCACACGUGACCUUGGAUAUUAUUGGGUUGGCGGGCUUUGGACAAGAAUUCCUAGCUGUCAAACAUGAAGGCAGCACGGACCAUGUUAACAAAUUGAGCUGGGCGUAUCGACAUCUCUUUGAUCCCACAGGAUCUAACCUUGAGCGAUUCUUACGAUUCCUUAUCCCAGGAUACCGGUAUCUACCCACACGACGCAACCUUGAUUUUCGUAAAGCUUUGGGCAUGUUGCAUGAAGAGAGCCUUGCAGUUGUUCAACGUGGUAUUGAGCGAGCCAAAACCACGAGUCGCCAAGACAACCUUCUUGCACUCAUGAUCAACCUCGUCGAUGAAUCAGGAAAUGGCAUGAGCGUUGAGGAGCUUCGUAACCAAUGCCUCACGUUUUUGGCAGCUGGACAUGAAACUACAGCAGUGUCGUUGUCAUGGACCCUUUGGCUUUUGGCUCAAAAUCAAGACAUUCAAGAUGCAUUGCGUGAAGAGGUUACACCCAUGUUUGCUAAUCUCGAUUUUACGCAUCGCAUGUUCCAAGAUGAUCCAUUUGAUACAACCGGCCACAGCUUGCCCUCUUUUGAAGCUAUCAACAACCUUCACUUGCUAAACAACGUAUGCAAGGAGUCAUCCCGCUUGAUCCCUGUUGUACCAGUCACCAGCCGUGUUGCGACCAAGGAUGUUACACUUGGUGGCCACUUUAUUCCCAAAAACACAGCCAUCUUUUUGCCACUUAUCGUCAACCAUCAUUCUAAGGAAUUAUGGGGAGAAGAUGCUGAAGAAUUCCGACCAAGUCGUUGGGAUGAAUCAGAAGCUUCACGUGCUGGUCCUUAUGACUUUUUACCAUUCUUAGCUGGAGGAAGACAAUGCAUUGGAAAUCGCUUUGCUAUGAUUGAGCUCAAGAUCAUUUUGGGUUUGCUGAUCACCAACUUUCAAUUCUUUGAAAAGCCUGGAUUCACUCCAAGGAAACGCCAAGAACUCACAAUGCGCCCUUCACCCAAUAUGACACUCCUUAUCAAACCCGUGGUUUCAUCAUCGUAG